Funneliformis geosporum is the source of this 1824-nucleotide messenger RNA. The record is from the annotation of a GenBank genome assembly. Lineage: Eukaryota; Fungi; Glomeromycota; Glomeromycetes; Glomerales; Glomeraceae.
AUGCAGACAUCAUUUACAGGUGAAUUACCUGUUAAUGUCAAUAAUAAAAGACGAUGUUCUGGCUGUAAAAAAAAUCAGGAUGAACAAAUGUUUAUUGAUGAAAAGACUGUUCGCGCGACAUGUUCUAACUGUCGAUCAAAUAAUAAAAUGUGCAAAAAACGGUCUCGUGAUCCAUUACAAUCAGAAAAUGAAGAAAAUGAAAUAUUUGAAAAACAGUUAAUAGAAUUUGAAGAACUAACAGAUGAAUUAUUAUUUGCAAUGGAUCAAUAUACAAAUAUUAUCAUCGAAGCAGUUCAAAACGCAGAUGAAUAUAAAUGGAAUACCUUAAAACCAUCUCGAAAAAAUCCUAAUCUUAAUAAGCAACGUGAUACAGCCCCUAGAGAACGAUUUGAUUGUAAUGGAACAAUCAAACUACUCAUAAAUACCAGUAUACAUCGUGCUUAUAUUCACAUUCAACAUCAUGAUCUUCAUAUAACACCAACUGAUUUUUCCUAUAAACGAAAGGAUGAUGCUUAUGAUUCGGCACAUGACUGGCUUUACGAAAAAGGCUAUGAAAUUAUUGUUAUAAAUAAAGAACCAGCACGAGCUCUUGGAUUUACAACAGGUUUUCAUAAAGAAUUACAAGAAAAAAAUAUUCAAAUUAAUGAAUGUGGUAUCGAUGCAACAUAUAAUACAAAUAACCUUACUUUUGAAUUAUAUGUACUACAUGCGGAAGUUGAUGGCACUGGAUAUCCACUUGGCUACUUGUUUUUGGAUAAUAAUGGAAAUGGAGUUUCGGGUGCACGAACAAAUGUAAUUGCAAAAUUUUUGGAAGAGUUUCGAGCACGUGGGAUUUCUCCUCAGUUUUUUUUAACUGACAAGGAUUUCGCACAAAUUUCAGCAGGACAAACAGUUUGGCCUAAUGCCAAAAUUCAAUUAUGUCAUUGGCAUCUUCGACGAGCUGUAGAAACAAAAUUAAAGGAAACACACCUUCCAAAACGAGAUAAUUAUGAACCAAUGGCAGCACAUCAUGAAUUUCCAUUCAUUGAUAUUAAAUUUAAUCCUUCUAAUGCUGCAUAUAAAUCAACAAAUUUUUGUCCCAAAGAAUUUCGGCCUUAUAUUUGGAAUUUAAUGAAUAAACAUCUUCAUCAACAUCCUUUAAUUCCAGAUAUAUCUCAACAAAUUUUAACAGCUGAAACAAUUAGAAAGCAAGCUGUUCUGGAAAUGUAUACUUUUUGUAAGGAAAAUUCACUUGUACGAGUGUGGUCAUAUAUGUGGCGUGAAUGGUAUUCCAAGGAUAGAUGGAUACUUUGGGCACGCUUAGCAUUUAAUACUUUAUCCAUAUUUAAGACAACAAUGUUUGUCGAGGGGCAUUGGAAAGUUCUCAAAAGGGACUUUUUAUAUAAGUUUUUUCGUCCACGAUUGGAUCUUUUGGUAUAUAUAUUACUCGAAAAAUUGAUUCCUCAUCAACAACGAAAAUUUCAGCAACAACUUUCUGGACGUGAAAUGUUAGAUUGGAAAAAAUCAAUAAAGUCCGAAUGGAAAAAAUUAGCUCAAAAACAACCGGAAAUAAAUAGUUUUAACAAAUAUUGCACUAAUAUUAAAGAUUGGGUUUGUGGAUGCCCAUAUUAUCUUACAAAUAGAUUUAUGCUAUAUAUAACACAACAAACACUUAAUUUGCUUGAAGAACAAAAGCAAUCAAGAAAUGUUCUUUGGGCUCAAGGAGUUGAACGAAAUUUUAAUCAAAUUAAAACUAUGGUUAAUGAAAUAAAUCAGUAUAAGCGCCGGAAAACAAUGCCACGUACUUGGAAGGAUCAUACUCACAACACUCGUUAUUUGAGAUAA